AUUUUCUUGAAUUGUUAUCACAUCAAGCGGCAGUUCACUCGAGGUGAUAAAAUGAUCGCGCUGUACAUCGCACUCGGGGCCCUGGUUGUUAUUGUGCUCUAUUUCAAAUGGUUGUGCAGCUAUUGGCGCCGAAUUGGUAACAUCGAUGGGCCGGCACCGUUGCCUAUUUUCGGGAAUGGAUACGAACAAAUCACCGGUGCCAAACAUUUUGGAGAGAUUUUCGGAGAUAUCUAUCGGUCCUACCAAACAGCAUCGUGGGUCGGCAUCCACGGACUGUUCAACAAACCAUCCAUUGUGGUGCGAGAUUUAGAGUUGGUGAAGGAAAUUCUAGUGGGAAGCUUCCAGCACUUCAAUAAAAAUUCGUUCGAAGUAAACGAAUCCAUAGAUCCGCUGUUUUCGGUGAAUCCGUUUACCCAAUCCGGUGAUCUGUGGAAGGAAAGACGUUCCCAGGUGGUACCGGUUCUGUCCCAAACGAAGAUACGGUCGUGCUUCCCAAUAAUCAAAAAUGUGGCAGAGAACUUCGUCAAUUACGUCACUGAAACCCGCGAGAGUAGUCCAGAUUUCGAGGCAAAAGAUAUUUGUGCCAGGUUCACGAUUGAUUCGGUAGCCAGCUGUGUGUUUGGAAUCGAUGCUGAAUCGUUCACCAAUCCGGGUUCCGAAUUUCGUCGGGUGGGUUUUGAGCUGUUUAAUCCGAAUUCAGCUCUGACUGCGGUGCGCACGUUACUCACGUUGUUCGCUCCAAAAUUAUCUCUCCUGCUGCGGUUACCCUUUGUCCCUCGGCACGUGGACCGGUGGUUCCGACAGCUUGUAAAUGAAGUCGUCCGCCAGCGCAAGGAAGGUAAAGUGAAACGCCAGGACCUGUUCCAGGCCCUGUACGAUUCGCUCACCCAGAACGGAGUCAUGGAUGCCAAAAGCGACGAAAUCGUUGGCCAUUCGGUAACGUUCCUAACCGAAGGUUUUGAAACGUCCAGCACAUUGAUGUGUUACCUGCUUUACGAGCUGGCAUCGAAUCCGCACAUCCAGGAUCGUGUGCUGGAUGAGAUCGACAGCGUGCUGAAGGAGUACGGCGGACAGCUCAGCGAUGAAGCCGUCAACAAAUUGGUCUACAUGGAACGGGCAAUGUACGAAACGCUGCGGCUGCACUCUCCGGUUUUCACCCUGACGAAGGUUUGCACCAAAGAUUUCGAACUGCCUCCUCAGUACUCGGAUGGUCGUGGCAAGCAGGUGACACUGAAGGUCGGAAUGCCGGCAGUCAUUCCGGUGCAUGCAAUCCAUCUGGAUCCGGAAAUCUUCCCCGAGCCGUAUCAAUUUGAUCCGGACCGGUUUUUGGACGAGAAUCGUAAGGCACGCCAUCGAUAUUCGUUCCUCGCGUUUGGCGAAGGUCCUCGGAUUUGUUUGGGCAUGAAGUUCGGUUUGGCCCAGAGUAAGGUCGGUAUUGCCACCCUGCUCAGCAAGUACCGGGUGAUUCAGUCAAGCAAACAAAAACUUCCGCUGGAGAUGGCCCGACAAACGUUUUUACUUGCACCAAAAGAUGGAGUUUGGGUGAAUUUCGUCGAAAGAAACUCAUCUUAGGAUGGUUUUGGUUUAUAUACAUAAUUGC
Molecule: messenger RNA, 1600 nt
Organism: Armigeres subalbatus
Lineage: Eukaryota; Metazoa; Arthropoda; Insecta; Diptera; Culicidae
Product: probable cytochrome P450 308a1
Exons: 5
Coding region: 52-1572 (506 amino acids)
Molecular function (GO): monooxygenase activity; iron ion binding; heme binding
Source: RefSeq, a predicted model, not a curated record